Messenger RNA from Ochotona princeps (American pika), 8126 nucleotides. RefSeq names its product zonadhesin (gene ZAN). Bases 200 to 8083 code for a protein of 2627 amino acids. The record is from RefSeq and is a predicted model, not a curated record. The transcript is spliced from 46 exons. Gene Ontology annotation, molecular function: protein binding. Gene Ontology annotation, cellular component: membrane. NCBI's taxonomy places the organism in Eukaryota, Metazoa, Chordata, Mammalia, Lagomorpha, Ochotonidae.
UCCUUGGUCUUCCCCUUGAUUCCACGUUACAGCUCUUCCUUUGGAGUCCACACAAGCCAGCCCUCCCGGUAGUCGGUUCCCAGUGUUUCCCAUGGCAGCUUCGGAAGGACGCCAGGCGAGGGGCAUCAGGGGUAUAUAGAAGCACAGAGACUCCGUGCUGUGCCCUUCCCCGCCCCUGAGAGCCGCCUCCAGGUUCCCCAUGGCUCCUCUGGUCUGGGCGCUGCUGCUGCUACUGGGGGCUGCCCAGGACCCGGGCCACCUGUCUGCCUCCGAAGGCCCAAAGAGGCAGGAGUCGCUGGAAUGGAAGGUGAUCUCUCAAGGUUCCAAGCACAACCCUGUUCUCACUCAGUGUGACUUUGAGGAUGAUUCCAGGCCUCUCUGCGACUGGUCCCAAGUAUCUGCAGAUGAUGGGGAUUGGACUCGGGCCAGUGGGCCCUCCCCAGUUGGCACCAUUGGACCCACUGGAGGGUACCCUGAUGGAGAUGGCUACUACCUGCACAUGGACUUUAACAACUUCCGCCGAGGCGGGGUGGCCCGCCUGCGCAGCCCCGACCUAUGGGAGCAAGGGCCGCUGUGUGUGCACUUCGCCUACCACAUGUUCGGGCAGUCGUGGGGGGCGCAGCUACGGUUGCUGCUGCUCAGCGGCACGCAGGGCAAGCGCCCCAGUGUGCUCUGGAAGCACACCAACACAGAGAGCCCCUCCUGGAUGCCCACCACCGUCACCAUGCCUGCAGAGCUUGCCCAGCCCAGCCGGAUCAUGUUCGAGGCCACCCGGGGCACCACCACUUACCUAGACAUCGCUCUGGACGCCCUCUCCAUCAAGCGGGGCACCUGCAAUCACAUCUGCAUGAUGCAAAUAUGCAACUUCGACAUACUCAAUGAUCUCUGUGGCUGGAGCUGGGUGCCUACCACCUCUGGGGCCAAAUGGACCCAGAAGACAGGGAACUCAGGGGUGCCAGGUGUGGGGCCUCAGGACGACUACUCCAGCCCAGGCAAUGGCUUCUACAUGCUGCUGGACCCCAAGAAUGCAAAGCCGGGGCAGAAGUCCGUCCUCCUGAGUCCCCUGAGCCAGUCGGCCGGCUGCCUCACCCUAUCCUUUCACUAUGUCCUCUGGGGCCAGUCACCAGGCGUCGGGCUCACCGUCCUGGCCAAAGUCAUGGGAAGCAUCCGGAAACACACUCUGUUCACAGCCGAACCUGACCCCAGCUGGCAGUUCGUGUCUGUCAAUUAUUCAGGCCCUGGACAGAUACAGUUCACCGUGGUGGGCAUGUUUGGAAAUGUCCCCGAGCCAGCUGUGGCGGUGGAUGCUGUCAGCAUCGCUCCCUGUGGGGAGAGCUUUCCCCAGUGUAACUUUGAGGAUGAGGCCCACCCCUUCUGUGACUGGCUGCAAUCAUCCGAGGACAGCGGGCACUGGACCUGGGCAAGCAAAGAUCUGCUCAUCCAGGACAGAAACUUCAUGAGAGACUCUCCUUACGCAGCACACCACUACAUCUACAUGGAAGCUGACUCCUUCUCCCGGCCGGGGCAGUCCGUGCAGCUGGUGAGCCGGCCCUUCUGUGCACCGGGUGACGUCUGUGUGGAGUUCAGUUACCACAUGUAUGGCCUGGGCAAGGGCACUGCACUCCAGCUCCUGUUAGGGAGUCCUGCAGGCAGCACCCCAGUUUCUCUUUGGAACCGCGUGGGGUCACAGAGUCCUGACUGGCACAACGCCUCUGUCACCAUCCCUUCGGGACAUCAGCAGCCCAUGCAGCUGGUUUUUGAGGCUAUCAGGGGGACUAACACAGCCUUCGUCGUGGCUAUGAGUUCCAUCUCGAUCAACCAUGGGACCUGCCAAGCACCUGGACCAGCAGUGACUCCUACCUAUCCUUCAUUUGUCCACGUUGUGCCUCUUGAAGGGGUCACCAAACCAACAGAAUCACCCACGGUUCCUACAGAACCUCCCACUGUUCCCACAGAACAACCUACUACCCCCACACAACCACCUACUGUCCCCACAGAACUACCCAAGGUCCCCACAGAACCUCCCACUGUCCCCACAGAACCGCCCAUUUUCCCCACAGAACAACCCACUGUCCCCACAGAACAACCCACUGUCCCCACGGAACAACCCACUGUCCCCACAGAACAGCCCACCGUCCCCACAGAACAACCCACUGUCCCCACAGAACAACCCGCUAUCCCCACAGAACCGCCCAUUUUCCCCACAGAACAACGCACUGUCCUCACAGAACAACCCACUGUCCCUACAGAACCACCCACUGUCCCCACAGAACAGCCCACUGUCCCCAUAGAACAACCCACUAUCCCCACAGAACCGCCCAUUUUCCCCACAGAACAACCCACUGUCCCCACAGAACAACCCACUGUCCCCACAGAACCACCCACUGUCCCCACAGAACAACCCACCAUCCCCACAGAACAACCCACCGUCCCCACAGAACAACCCACUAUCCCCACAGAACCGCCCAUUUUCCCCACAGAACCACCCACUGUCCCCACAGAACAACCCACUGUCCCCACUGAAGAGACUACUGUUGCCACAGAACCACCCACACCCCCUAUGACCGCCAGCUCCACCCUCACAUCACUUGAAUCAACUGUCUUGGUGACAUCUCCACAAACUCCAAGUACUAUAGUGAGUUGCCCCCUCAAUACCCACUACGAGUCCUGCGCCUGCCUUGCGUCCUGCGAGCAUCCCCAGCCCAGCUGCCAGUCGCCCUGCCGGCCGGGCUGUGUCUGCGACCCUGGCCUCGUGUUUAGUCGCAACAGCUGCAUCAACGCCUCUUCCUGCCAGUGUGUGUACAACAACAAUGAAUACGAGCCUGGGGCAGAGUGGUUCAGCCCCAAUUGCACAGAGCGUUGCCGCUGCUGGCCUAGCAGCCGUGUUGAAUGCCAGAUCUCUCAGUGCAAGACGCACACCAAGUGUCAGCUGAAGGAUGGCCAGUACGGAUGCUACCCCUACGGCACGGCCACCUGUUUUGUCUACGGAGAUCCCCACUAUGUCACUUUUGAUGGGAGGCCCUUCGGCUUCAUGGGCACAUGCACUUACAUCUUGGUCCAACCCUGCAACAACUCAACAGAUACCUUCUUCAGAGUGACGGCAAAGAAUGAGGAACGUGGCCAGGAGGGCAUGGCCUGCCUGAGCAGGGUUGACGUGACCCUGCCAGAGACCACCAUCACCUUGCUUAAGGGCAGACACACGCUGGUGGGGGGCCAGCGGGUCACUCUCCCAGCCAUGCCCUCCAGGAGUGUCUUCCUGGGUCUGAGUGGACGGUUUGUGGAGCUACAGACGGCUUUUGGUUUGCGGCUCAGGUGGGAUGGAGACAGCGAGCUCUUUGUGACCGUGUCCAGCACCUACUUCCAGAAACUGUGUGGCUUGUGUGGAAACUAUGAUGGCAAUGACAGCAACGACAACCUGAAGCCGGACGGGCAAGCAGCCCGCAGUGAGGAGGAGCUGGGCAGCAGCUGGCAGACAGCCCUGCAAAGGGACAAGGAAUGCCGGAAGAACCAGGCAGAGCCCCCGUCCUGUGACAAUGCCCUGGAGACCAAGAUGUCCGGGCCGCAGUUCUGUGGCCAACUUGUCGACUCCCGCGGAUUGUUUGAGAUGUGCCUGCUUCACCUGAAGGCCCCGUUCUUCUUUGACAACUGCGUGUUCGACCUGUGCAACUUCCAGGGCCUGCAGCUGAUGCUGUGUGCCCACCUUUCAACUCUGACCGCCACCUGCCAGGAUGCCGGCUACGCUGUGAAGCCCUGGAGGGAGCCCCAGUUCUGCCCGCUGGCCUGCCCACCCAACAGCAGAUACUCCCUUUGUACCACACCAUGCCCCAAAACCUGCCACUCGGGGUACACAGGCAUGUCCUGCCCAAAGCGCUGUGUGGAAGGCUGCGAAUGCAACCCUGGCUUCAUCCUCAGUGGCUUGGAGUGUGUGCCCGAGUCCCAGUGUGGGUGUCUUGACCCCUCCAUGGGGUACUUCAAGCAAGGGGAGCGGUGGUACAAGUCCGACUGCAAGCAGCUUUGCGUCUGUGAGAGCAACAACAAGUUCCACUGCCAGCCCUGGAAGUGCGGGGCCCAGGAGGAGUGCGGCCUGCGGAACGGCAUCUAUGGCUGUCACGCACAAGGAACCUCCACCUGCACUGUCUCGGGCGACCCGCAUUACCUGACCUUCGAUGGAGCUGUGCACCACUUCAUGGGCACCUGCAACUAUGUGCUGGCCCAGCCCUGCAGGUACAAGCCUCGGGAGAUUGCUUUCGUCGUGAGCGCCACCAACGAGAACCGCGGCGGCAAUAUGGAGGUCUCCUACGUCAGGGCCGUCCACUUGCGGGUCUUUGACCUCAAGAUCUCGCUGGUCAAAGGCCGCAAGGUUGUGCUGAAUGGCCGUCAGGUGGCCCUGCCCGUGUGGCCCUCUCGGGGCCAGGUGAUCAUCAGGCCUAGUGGCAACUUCAUCCUCCUCUACACCAGCUUUGGCCUUCAGAUCCGCUAUGAUGGGAACCACCUGGUACAGGUGACUGUGCCCUCCUCCUAUGCCGGCCGCCUCUGUGGGCUGUGUGGCAACUACAACAACAACAGCUUGGAUGACAACCUGCGCCCAAACCAGAGGCCUGCUAGCAACUCGCUGCAGUUGGGGGCUGCCUGGAAGCUGGAGGAGGGCUCUGAACCUGGCUGCUUCAUCGCGGGCGGCAAGCCCUCCAGCUGCAAGGGGACCGACAUGGGUGACACGUGGAACAAGAAUUGUGAGGUGCUCAGGAACCCUGUAGGGCCCUUCUCUCAGUGCCACUCGGUGGUGUCUCCGGAGACCAGCUUCACCAGCUGCGUGCAUGGCCAGUGUGGCACCAGGGGCGACAGCCUGACCCUGUGUCGCUCCCUGCAGGCCUAUGCGGCCCUGUGUGCCCAGGCCGGCCAGCCCCCUGGCUGGAGGAACAGCACAUUCUGCCCUCUGAAGUGCCCGCCCAACAGCAGCUACAACCCCUGCAGCACCCCCUGCCCAGCCACCUGCCUCAGCUUGAAUGUCCCCAAGGACUGCCCUGUCACACUGACCUGUACUGAGGGCUGUGAAUGCCAGAAAGGCCACGUUCUGAGUGGAACCUCCUGUGUGCCUCUCAGAGAAUGUGGCUGCACGGACACGGAUGGCUCCUACCACUCGGUUGGGGAGAGCUGGUACACAGACAACACCUGCACCAAGCUGUGCACCUGCUCCCUCCUCAACAACAUCACCUGCCAGCCAACCACCUGCAAAGCUGGCGAGCAGUGCUGGCCAGUGGAUGGGCUCCUGCGUUGCCGGGCUUCUGGCAUGGGUGUGUGCCGGAUCUCAGAGCCAUCCCAGUACAUCGGCUUCGAUGGCAUCAGCCACCCGCUUCAGGGUACCUGUACCUAUGUCAUGGCCCAAGUGUGUCACCCCAACAUGGACCUGCCAUUCUUCAAGGUCAGUGCCAAGAAUGAGAAGUUGGAAGGCAGGUCCAACACUGUCUACCUUCGCCAGGUUUACAUAGAUAUCUCCAGUUCCCUGAUCACCCUGCAGAAGGGCAACAGUGUGUUGAUCAACGGCAACCAGGUCCGCCUGCCUGCCACCACCCAGAUUCCGGGGGUCAGCAUCACCUCGAGCAGCACCCACACCACGGUCAGCCUGAAGAUCGGAGCCCAGAUCAAGUUUGACGGCCGUCGCAGCUUAGAGAUCAUAAUCCCCGCAGCCUACUAUGAAAAGAUGUGCGGCAUCUGUGGAAACUACAAUGGGGAGCCGGAGGACGAACUACUGAUGCCCAGUGAUGAGCUAGCCGACAACGACCUCGAAUUUGUGAAGAGUUGGAAAGAUAACGACAUUGACCGAGAUUGCCAGAAGAUCCAAGAAGAGAAGAGGAAGCCCCCGGUGAUACAGCAGGCGAGCGAGUCCAGCCAGCAGGGCAAGUGCAGGCCAGCUGACUUCCAGAAGGCGCAGGAGCAAUGCCAGGCAGCCCUGUAUGGCCCUGGCUGGGCAGAGUGUGCCACUCAUGUGGACCCCAAACCCCUGGUGCUGGGCUGCAGCAACAACCUCUGCCAGCUGGGCGGCCUCCUCCGUCCUCUCUGCGAGGCCCUGAAAGCCUUUGGGACUAUGUGCCAGGACAAGGGGCUCAAGCCCCCACUCUGGAGGAACAACACCUUCUGCCCUCUGGAAUGUUCCGCCUUCAGCACGUAUACCAACUGUCUUCCCACCUGCUCACCUUCCUGCUGGGACCUGGACGGCCACUGUGAGGAGGGCACCCAAGUCCCUUCCACCUGCGCCGAGGGCUGCAUUUGCCAGCCUGGCUAUGUGCUGAGUGAGGACAAAUGUGUGCCCAGGAGUCAGUGCAGCUGCAAGGACACCGAGGGCGGCUUCAUCCCUUCGGGCAAGAGCUGGAUGUCCAAGAACUGCGACCAGAAGUGUACCUGCAAAGGCGGCGUCAUUCACUGUCAUGCCUUCCACUGCCCUGCAAGGUCCCAAUGCCAGCUCAACUCCAACAGUGACAGCUACUGUGCACCUGACAAGUCAGAUCAAUGCUCAAUCUUUGGGGACCCACAUUACCGCACUUUCGACGGCGCAAACUACAUCUUCCAGGGUCAUAUGACCUAUGUUCUGGUGAAGACGGUGGACACGCUUCCUGACGGGGUGGAGCCCCUGCUUGUGGAGGGGCGCAACAAGGUGUUUGUGUCCCACUCCAAGGUCUUCGUACGUGAGAUCACCACCUUCAUCUAUGGCUAUAAAGUCCAGCUCCAGGACGAUCUGCUGCUUGUGGUGAACAACCAGAAGAUGGCAGUCCCCUACCGGCCUGAGGAGCGGCUGCGGGUCACCCUGAGGGGCCAGACGCUCUAUCUGAUCACUGACUUCGAGAUGGUGAUCAGCCUCAACGAGAAGAACAAUGCAGUGAUCACCCUACCCAGCAUGUACCAGGGACUGGUGCGCGGCCUGUGCGGGAACUAUGACCAGAACCGCAAGAAUGAGCUUAUGCUCCCCAGCGGCGCCCUCACCACCAACAUCAAUGUAUUUGGCAACAGCUGGGAGUUGAGACUGGAUGACUUGCAGCCCCUCUUCCGCUCCCCCAGGGCCCUGCGAGAGGAUGCCCAGGGAGAAGAGAAAGAGCCAGACUCUCCUGAGCCGGAAUGCAGCCAGGAACAGCUGAUGCUUGCCAACAACACCCAGACCUGUGGGGUGCUGAUAGACCCCCAGGGCCCCUUUGCUGCAUGUCACCAGACUGUGGACCCCAAGGCCUUCCACAAGCACUGCUUGUUGGAUCUGUGUGUCACCCAGGACCCAAAAGUGCAUGAGGAACUGCGCUGCCGAAUCCUGGGUGGCUACGGCAUUCUCUGCCAGGAGAUGGGCAUUGCCCUGGCAGGCUGGCGCGACCACACCCACUGCGCCAUGGUGUGUCCAGCCAACACCGUGUACCAGAGCUGCAUGACACCCUGCCCUGCAUCCUGUGCCAAGCUGUUGGCCCCCCAGGAUUGUGAGGGCCCCUGUGUGGAGGGCUGCGCCAGCCUCCCCGGCUACGCCUUCAGUGGAGCCCACAGCCUCUCCUUGGCUGAGUGCGGCUGCACCAGCAAUGGCAUCUACUACCAGCUGGGCCACAGCUUCGUGACUGGCGACUGCUCUCAGCGCUGCACUUGUGCGAGCUCGGGGGUGCUGCUGUGUGAGCCUUUCAGCUGCAGGCCUGGGGAGAUCUGCACCCUGGGCAACUUCACCCGAGGCUGCUUCCAGGAAAGCCCAUGCCUGCAGAACCCAUGUUGGAACGACGGGCGGUGUCGAGAGCAGGGGGCCGGCUUCACCUGCGACUGUGAGCCGGGCUACGGAGGGAACCUCUGCACGGAGCCCCGGGAAAUCGGACCCCGUGCCAGGCCAGACUUGUCCAACUUGGUGGCCGUCAUGCUGGGGCUGCUGGCAUCCCUGGCAGUCCUCGGGCUGGUGGCAAUCAGAAAAUGCGUCUCCAAAAAAAAGCGGCGGUUGAGGGAGAAGACGGAGAGCUCAAGCCGAGACUGGCUCCUAGGCACAGGGGAUCACCAGUCCCGGCGAUUAGUGCGCUGGCAGCCAAGAGCCCGGCCCACCUCUGACCCAGGUGUCCUCAAAACUAUCCAGUUCUGAACUGUCCCUGACCAAGAGAUCUAAUAAAGUUAUUUAUUUUUGA